This is a messenger RNA of Aspergillus melleus, 414 nucleotides long. RefSeq lists its product as uncharacterized. Bases 1 to 414 code for a protein of 137 amino acids. The transcript has a single exon. The record is from RefSeq and is a predicted model, not a curated record. Lineage: Eukaryota; Fungi; Ascomycota; Eurotiomycetes; Eurotiales; Aspergillaceae.
AUGCAACCGGUUGUGCUCAAGGCUGAAAAUGCCUUUCCAACUAUGACCUCCCCAGGUGCUUCCGCUCAAGGUCGGUAUUCAGGGGGAGAAAUGCCCUUAAGCAAUUCAGAAAACCGAAAACCUGAAGCGGAGGGAGAUUCGUUGUCACGGAUGAGAUUGGACAAACUCAACCACAGCGAACCCGCUCUUUCCACCCCACGCGCCGCUGUCAGCCCCAACACUCAGAGGGAAUUGACUCCCGAUCUCAGGAAGCAUGAGCAGGAUGAGAUGCAGGAGUAUGAGAAGGAUCAUGCGGAUGCAAUGGCGGCCUCGUCCGAUGAAGGAGCAGGAUCCUCGACGGAAAAGCGGGCAUCUGAUGCGAAAACGGAGAAGAAAAAGAUGAAACGAUUUCGGUUGGUGCUCAUGGUGGUUUGA